AUGAGCAGUUCAGAAGAGGUUUCUUGGAUAUCAUGGUUUUGUGGUCUCAGGGGAAAUGAAUUUUUCUGUGAAGUUGAUGAGGAUUAUAUUCAAGAUAAAUUUAAUUUAACAGGGUUAAAUGAACAAGUUCCCCAUUAUAGACAAGCCCUAGAUAUGAUAUUGGACCUAGAACCUGAUGAUGAACUCGAAGAUAACCCUACACAGUCUGAUCUUAUUGAACAAGCUGCUGAGAUGUUAUAUGGACUUAUACAUGCUAGAUACAUUCUUACUAAUAGAGGAAUAGCACAAAUGAUAGAAAAAUACCAAGCUGGUGAUUUUGGAUGUUGCCCUCGGGUGUAUUGUGAGUCUCAGCUGAUGCUACCGAUUGGCCUCUCAGAUGUGCCUGGUGAAGCGAUGGUUAAAUCUUACUGCCCUAAAUGUAUGGAUGUUUAUACUCCUAAAUCAUCUAGACACCAUCAUACUGACGGUGCCUAUUUUGGUACAGGUUUCCCACACAUGUUAUUCAUGGUGCAUCCCGAAUAUAGACCCAAAAGACCUUCUAAUCAAUUUGUCCCCAGGUUAUAUGGAUUCAAGAUUCAUCCCUUAGCUUACCAGAUCCAGCAACAAGCAGCUGCAAAUUUCAAAGCCCCGCUGAGAGCAAUGAGUUACAACAAUGGCAAACGUUGA
This is a messenger RNA of Nezara viridula (southern green stink bug), 666 nucleotides long. The record is from the annotation of a GenBank genome assembly. Lineage: Eukaryota; Metazoa; Arthropoda; Insecta; Hemiptera; Pentatomidae.